This is a messenger RNA of Fusarium subglutinans, 1092 nucleotides long. RefSeq names its product X-pro dipeptidyl-peptidase. Lineage: Eukaryota; Fungi; Ascomycota; Sordariomycetes; Hypocreales; Nectriaceae. The record is from RefSeq and is a predicted model, not a curated record. Bases 1 to 1092 code for a protein of 363 amino acids. The transcript has a single exon.
AUGAACUUCGAGAAACUCGGGACAGAUCUACGCGAGACGCUAUCUUUGACGCGAAACAGGCAAGCCAUUCGCCGUUCUUUACAGUCGCAGAGCCCUCCUUUGACACUACUUGACUCGAACAUCCGAGAUUAUAAGACAGAUGGCUUAGACUGCCUGAUUGUGCUGGUUCGCCAUAUCUACAGUGAAGUCCUAGACGUCUACUACUCUGGCGAGGAAAACAAGACCGCAGAGGAAAAGAACCCAAUCCUUGCCCUUGCUUGGUUGGAUAUUGACCCUGAAGACAAGAAAGCUUGGGCUGAUUGCAAGCGGCAUGUCUUGGAAGUCCUUAACCCAGCUGAAGGAGGAACCAUUCAAACCUGCUUUGCUAGUCUCGUCAACUCUCCUCUCAUGAACGAGACUUUUUGGAGCCAGGAUAUCCACAUUCUUUUUAGAGCCUGCUUGGAGAAGUCGCUGGAGGCCAACUCUAGAUGGCGCCAUGCAGACCUAGGGCCCAAUCCCCGUGCUGCCAUGGUCGAAUUAAGCACUAUCGUGGCUGAUCGCAACGCUAAGCCGGACUGGACCUUCAGACAAUUCGUUCGAUCACCUUUCAAGAUAUUGAAGAAGCACGACAAACAACAGCUGAAUAUGUGCGCUGCGCCCGCUAUCAUCCGCGUGCAUCUCAAGACCAACAAGGAUGUCGAACCUUUCCCAUUCUCGACACUGAAGAACUUCCAGAUCGAUAUUGCUGGAGUCAACGGAUCCGAGCCUAUCGUAAAAGACAUGCUAUGUGGCUACACAUUGAUUGCAUCUGUCUCACUGAAAGAGCAACGUAUCAGAACAUAUAGGCCUCUUGGCGAAGAGAUCGUGAGAGGGACGGGGUACCUAGGCAGAAGAUGGAGUCUUGAGAACAGGGAAGAUGGCGAGUUUAUGUUGUUCUACCGUCGCUCUGAUGACGCAGUGGCGGAUUCUUACACCCCUGAAACGGUCACGAUCCCAAAAGAAAUGCCGACUUUGGCCAUCGUCAACAAUGCUCUUCAAGAAGAUAUCGACAGGAGGAGGGCACAGCGAGCAGCCGAACGAGAAGAAGAUGAGAGAGCGCAGAUGGAGCACUGA